Spodoptera littoralis (African cotton leafworm) is the source of this 957-nucleotide messenger RNA. Lineage: Eukaryota; Metazoa; Arthropoda; Insecta; Lepidoptera; Noctuidae. The record is from the annotation of a GenBank genome assembly.
AUGAACCUACAAAGAGCUUUCCAGCGAGUUUACGGCGUCUUGUUGAACACUAAUGUGAACACGGCAGCACCAUGUUGUUAUUCAGUCCGUCUAAAGCAUACAAAAGAAGAGGUGAACGAGCACAGGGCUAAGGUGAUGGCUAAAGGGCUACCAGAGAGGAAACCCUUGCCAGGAGUGAAGAGCAUCAUUCUAGUUGCAUCAGGAAAAGGAGGGGUUGGGAAGACCACCACUGCUGUGAAUCUCGCAUGUGCCAUGAAGGUGAUAGAGCCUGAUAAGGAGAUUGGUCUCUUGGAUGCUGAUGUAUUUGGUCCAUCAGUGCCCCUAAUGAUGAACAUCAGUGGGGAGCCCAUGCUGAAUGAUGAUCACCUGAUUGAGCCGCUAUUGAACUAUGGUGUCAAAUGUAUGUCAAUGGGCCUGCUAGUAUCUGGUGAAAAUGCCGUGGUAUGGCGGGGGCUGAUGGUGAUGCAGGCGCUGGACAGACUGACGAGACACGUGGCGUGGGGGCCGCUAGACUGCCUCGUGGUCGACACCCCGCCCGGCACUGGAGACACACAUCUAUCACUUGCACAGAACUUGCCAAUAGAUGGAGCAUUAGUAGUGACCACACCCCAGUCAGCAGCCCUACAAGUCACGAAAAGAGGAGUGAAUAUGUUUGAGAAACUGAAAGUUCCUAUUGUCGGCAUGGUGGAAAACAUGUCACACGCCAUUUGUUACAAAUGUGGCACGAAGAAUUUUGUGUUUGGUAACGACACUAAACAAACCGCAGACCAAAUGGGACUCGAAAUAAUCGAAAGCUUCGAAGUGGAUCAUAACAUGUCAGAGUGCAUAAAUAGCGGCAAGCCAGCGAUAUACGCUCUGCCCGACAGCAUACACGCAGAGAAAUAUAGACAACUAGCCAACAAAGUGUUCAAAUAUAUAGAAACUAAGGACAAAGAACGAGCAAAGGCGAAAGAAUAG